CCCUGAACGCCUCAUUUUACACAGGCAUCAAGCAGUGACAGUCAGAGACGAAGCUGAUCAACUCCGUGAAGACUAACAGAGCUAACACUCAUCUUCUGCAGUCUGGGGCAUCUUUACAUCAUGGAGCAGAAACAAACCAUCAACUUUGGAGCUGGACCUGCCAAACUACCCCAGUCUGUGCUGCUUCAAGCUCAGAAGGAGCUUCUCAACUACAGUGGCCUUGGAAUCAGUGUUCUCGAGAUGAGCCAUCGGUCAGCAGACUUCAAUAAAAUCAUCAACAAGUCAGAGAGUCUGCUUCGAGAGUUGUUAGAUAUCCCAGACAACUACAAGGUGUUGUUUCUGCAGGGUGGUGGCUCUGGACAGUUCAGCGCUGUUCCCCUCAAUCUGAUUGGCCUCAAAGAGGACAGGUGCGCCGACUACCUGGUGACCGGCACAUGGUCGGCUAAAGCUGCAAAAGAAGCAGAGAAAUACGGCAAAGUCAACAUUGUCCACCCGAAGCUGGAGAGUUACACGAAAAUUCCCGACCCCAGCAGCUGGACCCUGAACCCAUCAGCAUCCUAUGUGUACUACUGCUGCAACGAGACAGUCCACGGUGUGGAAUACAACUUUACGCCUGAAACCAACGGGGUGGUCCUCAUCAGCGACAUGUCCUCCAACUUCCUGUCACGGCCCAUAGAUGUGUCAAAGUUUGGGCUCAUUUUUGCCGGGGCCCAGAAGAACAUAGGUAGUGCCGGCGUUACGGUGGUCAUCGUGCGAGAAGACCUGUUGGGCCACGCCCUGAAGGAGUGCCCCAUUGUGCUGAACUACAAGGUGCAGGCUGAAAUGAACUCCCUCUACAACACUCCGCCAUGUUUUAGUGUCUACAUCAUGGGUCUGGUUCUGGAGUGGAUCAAGAAUAACGGUGGCAGCGCUGCCAUGGAAACGCUCAACAAACAGAAGUCCUCGAUGAUUUAUGAGAUCAUUGACUCUUCAAGUGGUUUUUAUGUGUGUCCUGUGGACCCUUCAUGUCGGAGCCGCAUGAAUGUGCCUUUUCAUGUGGGGAAGAAAGAGGGAGAUGAUGCCUUGGAGAAGAAAUUUCUGGAGGGAGCAUCCAAGCGUGGAAUGAUUUCACUGAAAGGGCACAGGUCCGUGGGAGGGAUGCGCGCAUCCCUGUACAACGCUGUAACUCUGGAGGACACUGCAGCCCUUGCAGACUACAUGAAAGUGUUCCUCAAAGAGCACCAGUUAACCAACUGCACUUAAAAACACAAGCUGUCACUCAGUAGCUGAAAAAGUAAAUACUGAAAAUGAAAUGUUUUUGAAACACUUAUUACGGUAAUUGUUCCUAAUGGACUAAACCCACUAAUUCCAAUUGAGUUUUAUCUACAUGUCUGUGUUCUGUAGAAGUAUUCUGGAAUUACAAUUUUUUUGACUAAUACUGUGUUUUUUUUUAUUUACAUAUAUAAUUAAUUCCCGGUGCUUAAAUUUCAAUAAAUCUAAUUUUGAACUCCCUUUCA
Molecule: messenger RNA, 1496 nt
Organism: Girardinichthys multiradiatus
Lineage: Eukaryota; Metazoa; Chordata; Actinopteri; Cyprinodontiformes; Goodeidae
Gene: psat1
Product: phosphoserine aminotransferase 1
Exons: 9
Coding region: 121-1242 (373 amino acids)
Biological process (GO): L-serine biosynthetic process
Cellular component (GO): cytoplasm
Molecular function (GO): O-phospho-L-serine:2-oxoglutarate transaminase activity; pyridoxal phosphate binding
Source: RefSeq, a predicted model, not a curated record